Messenger RNA from Lactuca sativa (garden lettuce), 1615 nucleotides. RefSeq names its product AP-1 complex subunit mu-2. Gene Ontology annotation, biological process: intracellular protein transport; vesicle-mediated transport. Lineage: Eukaryota; Viridiplantae; Streptophyta; Magnoliopsida; Asterales; Asteraceae. The record is from RefSeq and is a predicted model, not a curated record. Gene Ontology annotation, cellular component: clathrin adaptor complex.
AUCAGCCUUAAAUUUCAUUUAAACACAAAUUCAUACGGAUCGCACCUCGAAAUCGUCUCUAGAAUCUGAUUCAGUUCUCUCGGAAUGUUAUAGACAAGUAAUGGCUCAUUGAUUCUUAGAAAAAUUCAUUUCAUUUGGCAGCAGAUCGAUCAGAAAGUAGAUCUUAAAUCGAAACCAAUACCAUACAUCAAUACGGAUCUGAUCUAUCGGUUUUGAGUAAUUGAUGGCAGGGGCGGCCUCUGCGCUGUUCCUUCUCGACAUCAAAGGCCGUGUUCUUGUAUGGCGUGACUACCGUGGCGAUGUCUCCGCAGUUCAGGCCGAGCGUUUCUUUUGUAAACUGAUAGAAAAAGAGGGUGAACCAGAUGCUCAAGAUCCUGUUGUGUAUGAUAAUGGCGUCACCUAUAUGUUCGUACAACACAACAAUGUAUAUCUAAUGACUGCAUCCAGGCAGAACUGUAAUGCAGCUAGCCUUCUCCUCUUUCUACACCGUGUAGUUGAUGUAUUUAAGCAUUACUUUGAGGAGCUAGAGGAGGAAUCACUUAGAGAUAACUUUGUUGUUGUGUAUGAGUUGCUUGAUGAAAUGAUGGACUUUGGUUACCCUCAAUACACUGAAGCUAAAAUUCUGAGUGAGUUUAUCAAGACAGAUGCUUACAGGAUGGAAGUUUCACAGAGGCCUCCAAUGGCUGUGACAAAUGCUGUCUCCUGGCGUAGUGAAGGGAUACGAUACAAAAAGAAUGAGGUGUUUUUGGAUGUUGUGGAGAGUGUGAAUAUACUUGUCAACAGCAAUGGUCAAAUAGUAAGGUCAGAGGUUGUUGGGGCAUUGAAGAUGCGAACUUAUUUGAGUGGUAUGCCAGAGUGUAAGCUUGGUUUGAAUGAUAGAGUAUUAUUGGAGGCACAAGGAAGAUCCACAAAAGGAAAAGCUAUCGACUUGGAUGACAUCAAGUUUCAUCAGUGUGUUCGGUUGGCUCGUUUUGAAAAUGAUCGCACAAUUUCAUUUGUGCCCCCUGAUGGAGCUUUUGACCUCAUGACAUAUCGACUCAGUACUCAGGUAAAGCCUCUGAUAUGGGUGGAAGCUCAAAUCGAAAGGCAUUCAAGAAGUCGUAUGGAAAUAACAAUCAAAGCCCGCAGCCAGUUUAAGGAGAGGAGCACUGCAACAAAUGUUGAAAUUGAAUUUCCAGUGCCUGCGGAUGCCACUAAUCCAAAUGUACGGACAUCCAUGGGAUCAGCUGCAUAUGCACCAGAAAACGAUGCCCUUUGCUGGAAAAUUAAAUCAUUUCCAGGUGGCAAGGAAUACAUGUUGAGAGCGGAAUUCAGACUUCCAAGUAUAACAGCUGAAGAAGCAGUCCCUGAGAGAAAAGCUCCCAUUCGUGUGAAGUUUGAGAUACCAUAUUUCACAGUUUCAGGAAUACAGGUGCGUUAUCUAAAGAUCAUUGAGAAAAGUGGAUAUCAGGCUCUUCCAUGGGUGAGAUAUAUAACAAUGGCGGGAGAAUAUGAACUAAGACUUGUGUGAAAAAAGCUCUUAUUAUUAUUAUUAUUUCAACAAACUGUUUUUGUAUUUAAGUCCCAAUUAUUAUCUUCGGAUAUUAUUAUAAUAUCAUUUGUUUGUUGAACGAAA